Messenger RNA from Ruditapes philippinarum (Manila clam), 1948 nucleotides. Its product is annotated as DBH-like monooxygenase protein 1 homolog. Gene Ontology annotation, biological process: dopamine catabolic process; norepinephrine biosynthetic process; octopamine biosynthetic process. The transcript has 12 exons. The record is from RefSeq and is a predicted model, not a curated record. Bases 64 to 1812 code for a protein of 582 amino acids. Lineage: Eukaryota; Metazoa; Mollusca; Bivalvia; Venerida; Veneridae. Gene Ontology annotation, cellular component: secretory granule membrane. Gene Ontology annotation, molecular function: copper ion binding; dopamine beta-monooxygenase activity.
UCGUUAACGUCGUUGCGUUAACGUCGCAUCGUUCACAAUACUCCACGUCUUUCAUAAGCCAACAUGACGUUAAAACACAAAUGUCUUUUAAUUUUAUCUCUGUUUCCUAUAAUUUCUCAAGUAUGUACUCAAACCUUGGAUUAUAAGUAUUAUAGAGCACUGGAUUACGACAGGAAUUAUGUCAUGGGGUGGCGAUUUAACGACACGCACAUUGAUUUCGAGCUGACGGUGAACACAUUGGGAUAUGUGGGCUUCGGGUUUUCAGAUGUUGGGCUGAUGAAUCCCGCAGACAUACUUAUAGGAUGGAUCUCCGAAGGAAACAUGUAUCUCGGAGAUUAUCACACGUUGGCAGACUCACGCACACCGUACAAUGACACCUCGCAAGACUGGGUUAUUCAGGACGGAAAGGAAGUUAAUGGGACAACCAUUCUCAGAUUUUCACGACAGUUGGUCACGUGUGAUGACGGUGAUCGCCCAAUUACGAAAGAUCGUAUACAACUGAUUUGGAGUUUUGGCGGGGAAGACCCGGAACUAAGCAACGGGCUGGUACCCUAUCAUGGAGAAACAAAGCGGGGAUCCACCAGUAUCAUUCUCCUGGAAAGUGACGUCAUGCCAACAAGCUUUCCACCAGCAAAUACCUUCUCCAUACCUCUGAAAAAUCACGAGUAUAUAAUUCCUGCUACUGGAUCCACUUUACAGUGCAUUGUUUUUGACCUCAAAAGCAUGAUACCCGAAGGGCAUUUGAUUAAGUAUGAAGCAGAUAUAACACCAGGGAACGAAGCGUUUGUUUACAGAAUGAACCUCUAUAAAUGCGAUUUGAAUGACCCGUCCUUGACCUAUUCAAGAUUUGAAUGCGAGAACGAGGCUCCAAAUUCCGUCAAAUCUUGCAAGAAUAUUGUGGCAACCUGGUCAAUGGGAGCACAGAGCUUUCAUUUUCCUGAAAAUGUUGGUAUCCAAAUAGGAGGACAAAAUGACGCUUCAAGUUACGUGCUAGAAAUCCAUUAUUCCAAAUAUCAAGAGACUAUAGAUCAAAAUGGAGUCCCUAUGGCGAUUCCAGACAGUUCUGGUCUGCAGAUCACCUACACAACUUCACCUAUUGCACACCAAGCCGGUAUGCUAGAGUUGGGUAAAGUGAUCAGCCCAGGUUGGAGGCAAAUUAUUCCAGAACAGGAAAAUUCAUUCACAUCUACGUCGGUCUGCUCACCAAGGUGUAUGAACUGGGGAUUUGCAACAGACAAAACGCCAAUGAAGGCAAUAGCAGUUAUACUGAAAGGAAAUGACGUAGCCUCUGCAAUAAAAGUACGUCACUUCCGGGGGAAUCGGGAAUUGCCGUGGAUUACUGUAGACCGGAAGUUUUCUAACUUUCAUCAAGCACCAAGGUUGCUAACUACUCCCGUAACUAUAGAACCGACGGACACACUUAUGGUUGAAUGUACUUUCAACACCUCCACUAGGACAUCAAUAACAGUGGGUGGCUGGUCCCGUGUUGAAGAGACAUGCCGGGCAACAGUCGUGUAUUAUCCCGCCAAACCUUUCGACAUGUGUCUCAGUUGGUCCAGUUAUGAUAAUCUGUAUUCUACAAACGGUACCAAGAUUCCUGAACAAAGAGCUGCGGCUUUUCUCGGAAAUGUGACACAAUGGGACGCCCCUAUGAAACAACAGUUAAGGAACGCUCUCGAAACGUCCAGUGAAAGAUCAAUCUGUUCCUCUAUGACGAGACAGCCAGCAUAUGCAAUAGACCGCUAUAAUUUACCAGCUGGAAGCGUAGCAUACAAGGAACCAGACUCUUCUUGUGUUACACCUCUUGUGUAAAGAUUGUAUGAUUAAUGAUCGAGCAUGGAACCAGUCUGGUAUAUAGCCAGUCCACAGGCGAAACUCUGUCAUUGAUGAGAAAUUGCAUUGAAUUAAAUUAAUUCAGAAACAAUAAAAGAAAUAGACGAAAAUGAGA